Messenger RNA from Venustampulla echinocandica, 3021 nucleotides. Its product is annotated as Peptide hydrolase. The transcript has a single exon. Lineage: Eukaryota; Fungi; Ascomycota; Leotiomycetes; Helotiales; Pleuroascaceae. The coding region runs from base 1 to 3021 and encodes 1006 amino acids. Gene Ontology annotation, biological process: proteolysis. The record is from RefSeq and is a predicted model, not a curated record. Gene Ontology annotation, molecular function: metalloexopeptidase activity.
AUGAAGUGGUCGGCGCCCUUCUCAUUUGUUCCGAAGGCGGUUACCUUCAUUACUGCUGCAGUAUAUCUGGCCGUGAUUAUCCCUCUUAUCAUCGUCCAUGAAACCGUUCCGCCCGCUCCAGCCAGUCCAACUCCUUAUGCCGGACUAAAUAUCACCGAAGCUUGGUUGGAUCUUACCCAGUUGACCGAUGGCUACCACCCCUUCAACAGCCGGAGGAAUGAUGAAGUUCGGGAUUGGCUCUUGGCGAGGAUCGGGGAGAUUUUGAGUAGCAAUGGUGUUAGCUGGGAGACGGAUGGCAAAGCAGAUCUCGAACCAAGCCUACUUUCCAAUUCGAUCCCCCAACACCUCCGAUCACGAUCUCCUCCCGCUGCCAUAGUCUUCAAUGACGUCGUCGCCAAUUACACUAGCACCGCCCUUACAAGCAUAGGGGUUACUGGACGCCGAGCUGGUAUUAGUACCUACUUUGAGGGAAACAAUAUCAUCGUAUAUAUCCGAGGUACUGAGGAUGAGGAUGGCCAGUGGUGGGAAGCAGAAACGUCCAGCGACACAGCCAAGGUUCACGGCAAAGGAGGGGUAAUGGUAAAUGCGCAUUUUGAUAGUGUGUCAACUGGAUAUGGUGCCACGGACGAUGGCGUGGGUGUUAUCACUUCGCUACAAUUGAUCAAAUAUUUCACAACUACUGGCAACACGCCAAAGAAAGGAGUCGUGGUUCUGCUCAACAACGGCGAAGAAGAUGGUCUAUACGGGGCAAAGGCGUUUCUGUCACAUCCAAUGGCCUCCUUCGUACACACUUUCUUGAACUUGGAAGGAGCCGGUGCUGGAGGCAGGGCAACGCUGUUCCGUAGCACCGAUACUGAAGUCACCCGCGCCUAUGGCAAGGCUAAGCACCCGUUUGGGACGGUGGUAAGUGCCGAUGGGUUCUCACUAGGCUUUGUGAGGAGCGAGACGGAUUAUGUGGUCUUCCGCGAAGAAGGCUUCCGAGGACUUGACGUGGCAUUCUGGGAACCGAGAGCCCGAUAUCAUACGAAUCAGGAUGACGCGAAACACACCUCUAAGGACUCAUUAUGGCACAUGCUGUCCGCCUCGGUAGAAACAAUGAAGUAUUUGACGUCCGAUUCGAGUAAUACCUUUGUUGGACCACGUGGAGAUGGUGCCAGCCACAAAGUCAAGAAUGGACGAGGAAGCGAUGGGGUAUGGUUUGACCUAUUUGGUCGAGCCUUCGCCGUCUUUGGUCUCCGAACGCUUUUUGCCUGGUCGGUAACCCUACUGGUCGUUUCCCCGCUUGCCAUAAUACUCGUCUCAUAUAUUCUGGCUCGGAAAGAUAAAUAUUACUUCUUCACCGGAUCAGUCAAACCAUAUGGCCAAGAUGAAACUGUCUCUAUAGGGGGUUGGAGAGGAGCUUUCCGGUUUCCCGUGGCUUUCAUCAUUGCAGCCGCGCUGAAUGUCGGAGCUGCAUUUUUGCUCCGAAAGCAGAACCCUCUGAUCAUUUACUCGUCUCAGUAUGCUGUCUGGACCAUGUUCUGCUGCUUGUACUUCUGCACAUAUUGGUUCAUCAUGGCUGGCUGCAACUUUAUGAGACCCUCUGUUUUGCAUCGUGGCUAUGCCCUGUUCUGGAUGUUCCUUUUCGGGUGGGCCAUCCUAGUUGCAGCCACUAUGUUCGAGGACCAGUACCAGAUCAGUGGUGGUUACAUGUUUGUAUUCUAUGAAGCUGCGAUAUUUCUUGCGGCUUUCAUUAGUCUUUGCGAGUUAUUUGCACUUCCCACUAAAGCUUCCCUAGUAGAAGCUGCGCUUGACGAGCAGGAAGCGAGGGAUGCUACUGAUGCUGUCCCGAGCGCUGAUGCAGUUAUUGCCUCAAAUAAUGUCGGCAAUGAUGAUAAUGAUGCAGAGGCUAGUGAGACAACCCCUCUCGUAGGUGGCAACGGGCAUCGGGCUACUAUCGGCACCACAUUUGGGACGGGCUAUCGCAGAAGAUCACACCAAGAGGCGAGUAGUGGUGCUGAUGAGGACAAUGAUGUGAAAGACGACCAGGCCUUCGGUGGUGAGCAGCAGUGGUCUGCAAAACUACCUACCUGGACUUGGAUUCUCCAGUUCCUCAUUCUCGGUCCCUUCACUAUAAUCAUCAUUGGGCAGGUCGGCCUUCUGCUCGCCACAGCAACAGCGCAAACCGGCGCUGAUGGCAGCCCCCUUUUCCUACCCUACCUCGUUACGGCACUCUUUUCGGUCCUGAUCCUUCUACCGCUAGGGCCAUUCGCCCACCGCAUAACUCACCACAUCCCGACAUUCCUCUUCCUUGUCUUCAUCGGGACACUGAUCUAUAACCUUACCGCCUUCCCUUUCUCAGCCGAGAACCGCUACAAAGCCUAUUUCCAACAAACUGUAGACUUAGACAGUGGUAUCAGCCGUGUCUCCCUCGUCGGACUCGAAGAAUAUAUCCGAGAUAUCAUCUCCUACAUUCCCUCCUCAGCAGGGCAGAAAAUCGACUGCACAGAAAAUCCCAUGAUCAAAUCUGGUCUAGAUUUCUGCACCUACGAAGGCCCAGCGCCCAAAGUAGUCAACAAUAUUGAAGACGGCAUCCCCCCAGAAAAGGCGUACUCGAGCUGGCUUACCUACAACGUAACCCGCAACCCCGGCGAAAACAAGGCCACGUUCCACAUCUCCGGCCAAGAAACCAAAGCCUGCAUCCUCCGCUUCAACGACCCCUUCACAGCCUUCCACGUUAAAGGCGCAGCUCCCAGCAAUGGAAAAUGGGCCGACGUCCCCGCAAGCGGAAGCGACCAGAUUAAACUCUGGCACAGAGAUUGGAAUCGCGAGUGGGUUGUGGACGUAGAAUGGCCUGUGAGCGAAGGGAAAAGAGAAGGUGAAGAGGGACGCAGUGGAAGAGUUGUGUGCUUAUGGAGUGAUAACAAUGUCCCUGGCGUGAUACCUGCAUUAGAUGAAGCAAGGAGAUUUGCGCCCAAGUGGACGAGUAUUGUGAAAUUGAUGGAUGGGUUGGUGGAGGGGAGUAAGGCGUUUGUAGUCUGA